Messenger RNA from Didymodactylos carnosus, 2774 nucleotides. The record is from the annotation of a GenBank genome assembly. NCBI's taxonomy places the organism in Eukaryota, Metazoa, Rotifera, Eurotatoria, Philodinida, Philodinidae.
AAAGUUAGCAAAUAUUGAAACACCGAUGAAAACAUCUGAACUAGUAAAAGCAAAAUCUCGCUUAAUGACAUCAAUAGUGAGCAAUAACACUUGUUCACCAUUAAACAAAACAAAAUUACCCAAAAUUAUUCAUAAUCAGAUAGGCUAUAUCUCGUACAAUCCCAGACAAUAUCUUAACGCGCAUCGAUCCAUUCCAUUAACAUUUGAGCACAUGAACGCUAUUGCAGUCGAGGAGAAAACUGGUACAUUAUAAUUUUACUUCACACUGUCCAUCUAAUAUUUCUUCGAUACUAGAUGCAGCACAUGAUUGUAACAUUCUUCUUAAAGACGAAAUAUUGACUGAUAACAAAAUUGGAUCAAUUGAAAAUUAUACAUUAAAAAAUAUUGAAUUAUUAUACCGUUGUAUGACUACUGAUUCAAUGGCUGCAUGGCCAUUUUAUCUCUUUAUUCAGCAAACAUUACCCAAUAAUUCUAAUGUAUUAUCGUGUAUUCGUUUCAUUAGUGAUGCUGAAAAUUAUAUGGCAAAACAAAACCAACAACGUUUGGGAGUACAGUUAAUACACAGAUUUUUAGACGAGACAUCCCUCUACUAUUUACCUAUGGAAGUGUUUGAUAAUGAUAAUGAUCGGCGGCAAAACUUGAUAUCUGAGAUUAAAUUAUAUGAUAAUAAACAUGCGGCAUUAUGGCAAACAUUAUUAAAGAUAACAAGGGUAGAUGAUAGUGAAAUAUUAGAAGAUUUAAAAUUGAUUUUACCGAAUGUUAACUUUGAUACAUUGAAUGAAGAAGUUCUGGUACAUUUCAAUUCGGUUCAGACAAAUCAGAUAGCACACAAGGUACUCGAAGCAUGUGAUGCCGAAUUACAAUUAACUGUUAAAGUUGAACAAUACAAUACAAUAGAGAAACAAGUAAAUACAGAUGAAACAUGUGAUUUAAAGGUGACAGGUAAAACAGUUUUACUCAAAGGCAAAUCAGAUGAAUUCAAAUCGCUCUGUAGUAUAUUCAAUUGGGAUGAUUAUGUAACGAAAUUCGAACAAUUCAAUGAAAUUCAUCAAGCAUCAUUUACUGAUAAUCCAUUGGAACAUCUGUCGAAGGUUCAAUCCGUAACAAACGCAGGCUUAAAUGAAUUUCAUAAUUUAGCCAAAAGCAAAACACAGUGGAAGAAUGUUGAUAAAUUUGUCGAACAUGUUAUGAAAUCAGCCUCCGAUCAGAUUUAUCCAAAUGGUAAUCAUAUUGAACAGUUGAUAGCCCAUAUAAUUAAUGAAAGUGUUAAUGAAUUUGAAAAUCAUUCGGGUUCACUUGUACUUAACAGACCAAAAUACAAUAAAACACCAACAUUCGAUGUACAAACGGAACCAAUAGUAGAUUUUGGUGUUAUCGAUGAUGACAUUGCUAUGCACCAAAAAACUCAAAAAUUAGACAAUUUCAGAGUGAAAUUUGAUGAUUAUGAAUUCCCUCCGUCGUCUCCAACUGAAUAUAAUUUCAGCGGCGAUACAUCUGAUAUCAAAAGAUCGAAUAAUCAAAAUUCUAUAGGACGCAUAGAAUCGACAAUGGAUAACAGCAAUAUUAUACGACUUGAAAGCGAUGUAUUAGCAACAAUUUUUCAAGAUGAAAAAAAUAAAGAUAAAAUAGUUGAACAGAAGGAUAAUAAAGCAUUAGAAAGAAUAUUAGCGAUUGAUUUAGAACCAGGAAUACGAUCGAGUUAUAUAUUAAAAGAAUCUACUCUAGCUAGAGAGGAAGAGACAUUUGAUAUUCAUCAGUUUCUAUCUGACAGUAGAGCGACUACUGAACAUUCGAACGAUUCAUUGUCGAUGAAACUUGACGAUAAGACUGAGUACUAUUUCAUAAAAAAUAAAACUAAACCACGUUCAUCAGAAAUAGAAAGAUAUCACAAUGUAUUAUCGAAUGACAUACAUGUCAAUAUCGAAAAAAAAUCAUUUAUUUAUGAAACAAAAACCAGUGAAACAUCAGUACCAUGUUUAUCCGAUGAAUAUUUGUUGUCAGAUGAACAGAGAUGGACACAUUGGCUAAUUGAUUCCGAACGAUCAUCAACUAUCUCAGACAAAUUUUAUAAAUAUUUAAAAGCUAAUCAAUUACAAUCAGUCAAUUAUUUUUCAGUACAUGAACAAUAUCAUGUUACACCAUUACUUUUUGGUCGUAUUGGUUCGAUGAUAGUGAAUGAUGUCGGUAUCGGAUGUGUGAAACUCAAUGUAAAAAAUACAAAUUUAUUUCUCUCAUUAACCACGAUGCAACAAACAUACGAUCAAUUGAAAUUAAUAUUAGACCGUGAUCAUCUAAUUAAAGUAUACGUAGGAAAAAGUAUUGAAUUUUUAAAUGGAAAAGUGACUGCUUAUACAAUAGUUCCAACAACAAAUACAUUGUGUCUAAGUUUUAAAUCACUCUAUAUGCCAAAACGUCAACUAGAACAAAGUAAAUCAACAUGUUACGAUUUAAACGUCAAACAACUUUAUGAGGAAGAUAUCGGCAUCAAACAUGAUCCAAUUGUUGAUGUCUGUUUCUCUGAUAUGAAAAAUGACAAUAAACUAGUUGGGUAUGUGAAAAACGGAAGACAGGACAAAUCGAACGACGCAAAUUUUGCAUUUGUCAAAAAACGACCAACAUACUUAGGAGAGCAAGAACGAAACGAAUUAUUAGAUUUUAUAGAUGCAGAAAUUCAAUCGUCGAAAUGGCCUGUGAAAGAAUAUAUUGGCAUCAAAGGACACCGAGCAUGGCGUGCAUUAAAAUUAGCUGCUGAUAUAUCAGAUUGGGGUAAGUAA